This is a messenger RNA of Eleginops maclovinus (Patagonian blennie), 1212 nucleotides long. Its product is annotated as zona pellucida sperm-binding protein 3-like. The transcript has 10 exons. Bases 72 to 1091 code for a protein of 339 amino acids. Lineage: Eukaryota; Metazoa; Chordata; Actinopteri; Perciformes; Eleginopidae. The record is from RefSeq and is a predicted model, not a curated record.
UGCUCAUUCAGCUAAUUUGGCAGGAAGUCUACAAAUUGUGUCACUUCCUGUGUGAUCUACAUCAUUCAGUCAUGGGGACUCAACUCUACCUAUGUGUGAUAGUCCUGGCUCUUCUUGCAACAACUGUUGUUAACGCAGAAAUCAAAGUUACCUGUGAAAAAGGCUCCAUAAGCAUCACAUGGACGAUCCCCCCGAAGGUGGUGCCAUAUGCAGCUCGUCUUUUCCUCGGAAACUGCAUGCCAUCUCGGUUUAAUGUUCUGCCCAGCGGAGAGGGGAAAGCUGAGUUCAACUACCAACUACAUGACUGCAAGUUUAAAAGACUGAUGAAAGGGAAACAUCUCCUCUUCACAAAUGAACUAACUUUCAGGCCACGACCAAAGUCGAGUCCUGCAGCUUAUUUGUAUCCGAUCGAGUGUGUUUAUCCAAGGCCUGAGGGGUGGGUCCCUCCUUUCCUGAACCCGGGGUCAGGUGUUACCGAAGGUCGAGGAGGGCUGAAGUUCAACAUGCUGCUCCUAAAUGAAAAAUUAACAGCAGCGGCGGCUACAAAUGUCAUCCCUUUGGGCUCGUUCAUGCCAAUAUGGGCAGCAGUGGAGCAGAAGUCCCAUCAGCCAUUGCUGCUGCUCAUGGAGGAAUGUGUGGCAGCGACUUUACCUGAGCUGCAGGCUAACAGCAAUGUGUACCCAAUCAUUAGCAACAAGGGGUGUCUCUUGGACAGUGUGAAGGGAAACUCUAUGUUUCUCCCUCGGUACCACUCGUCUGCAAUCAUCCUCAACAUGCAAUCCUUCAAGUUUGGUCUCGGAGAGGAGAUGUACAUUCACUGCAAACUGGUCGCAUGGGAUCCUGAACUUCUGGAUGAGAGCAAGAAAGCCUGCCACUAUAUAAAGAAAAAUGAGAGAUGGGAACUCCUGGAUGACCCCCUGCAGAGCUCCAUGUGUGACUGCUGCUCUAAUACCUGCAACACCCGCUCCAAGAGAGGAGUCGAAUGGGAAUCCCAUGGCUUCAGGCACACUUCUGUGUUGGGACCCCUGAUCAUAAUAGAUCCAUCUCAACAAUAUGCCCACAAUGCAUCAGAUGUUUCCAUUGCUGCCUAAGGUUUAAUAAUGAGAAGUCCAGUAUAAGCUUGGAGACUGCAGUAGGGCACAGAAGCGGAUGACAUCCAUAUGCAUAUGAACAUUCUAAAAUCUCUGUAUCAAUAAAACUGUUACAAACUCA